AUGAACGCGUCUGUCGCGCUGGAACUCGUGAAGGUCCACGGCAACGAGGAAGGGAUUGACCGCGACCGUCAAAGCGACGAGGAAAGGGGCGAGCUUUCGCUCAUACCUCUGACCGAAGUGUUGGGUAAAGCGGAACCCCUGAUCCAGGCUACAGAGCACAGCCCGCUGUCCAUGCUUGAACGGUUGAAGGCCAAAGCAGGAGAGAGUUUUGAGCGUGCCCACGAUUGGCAGCUUCAGGAGUGGGCUCAAAAGAUCGAUGCGUAUCGUGCUGGGCAUCCUGACUGUACUGUGGAGGACGAGGUUGAGCACCUGCUGACGAUAAACCCGGAUGCUCGUACGCUGGCGAAGGUUUUUCAUCGGUUUCGAAAGGUGGAUGGCAUGCAAAGUCGUGCUGAUGAACUGCAGCGAGCGCUGGUUGCGAAAAACGAAGAUGUCGCACGUGGCAUGAUUGCUGUAUGGCUGAAAGACGGAGUGGACCCUGACGUAGUCUACAGUAUGCUGCCUAUCGCAUUGAAGAAGCCAAGUGCAGACAGCAUGGAAGCAGAGGCCGUCAAAGAGUGGCUUUUGACAUGGAUAAAGUAUGUCGACAAGCACGCUAAGCUUGGUGGCUCGUACGACGACGCUGCCACAGUGACGAAACUGGUGGAUGAGUGGGGGGAAAAAGAGUCGGUGGAUUUCUUGCUCAGUCUUCACAAUACUGGUAUCAAACCUCGCAUCGACCGCUUAACGGGUACGCUGGGUGAGAAGCACCCGGAUACCCUGAAGUUGAUGUUUGAUGUGUGGCUGAAGUCCAACACGGAUCCUGUCGUCGUCUUCGACAUGAUGCCUAUUGGAACGAAAGGUUAUCUCACGAAUGGUCGUGUGAGGUCGACUGGAACGGAUGGUCAUCUUACGAGUGGUCCUUCCGCGCCUACUGGAACGGAUGGUCAUGUCGAAAGUGUGCUCCAACGUAGCGAAUUGUGGGAUGAGAUCAAACUCGACCUCACUCAGUGGUUGGAGUAUGAUGUGGUGCUAGGCCUAAAACGCAUUGUCGAGGCAGAGAAAAAUAACGUCAAAGGACCUUGGGGUCUAUUCGAUCCCGCACCCUUUGUGGCAUCUGUGCUGGUGCAAUUUAACGCACCAAAAGACGUUGUGGGUUUUGUUGAACAUCUCCGACGUUCUGAAGAUUUGAAGACUAUAGUUUUUGAGAUGGAGCGAAAGAUAUUUUCCGGACCUUUCCCUGAAUACCCACCUUUGUUUUAUGAAAAGUGGGCGGAGAUAAAGUUGAAACCUUUAACCGCAUACUACUCGAUGCCCACUGCAAACCUUAAUAAGUACAACUCAAUGAGACCACCUGCCGAAGGUGUUUUGGAGAACCAUUGCAAUGAUUUCAAGCAGUUUCUGCAGUACGUUGACGAUGAACGUGUUACGUUCGUUAACGAUAAAGACAAGAGUGUCAAGAAAGACGAGAGUGUCAAGAAAGACGAGACCGUGAUCGAAGUACUUCUGAAUAAUUGGAAAGAGACGACUGAACUGGAAGCUUUUCUUAAUGAGUUUGGGAAACGUGGAAUGGAGGAUCGCUCACGCCGACUGCUGAAAGCGCUGGAUGCUCGUGUAACAACGCCCCCUGCACCUAAGCAAUUGUCGCCCGAGAAACUCAAAGCGCUUAUGCCACGGUCUUCAGCUACACGCUAA
This is a messenger RNA of Hyaloperonospora brassicae, 1674 nucleotides long. The record is from the annotation of a GenBank genome assembly. NCBI's taxonomy places the organism in Eukaryota, Oomycota, Peronosporomycetes, Peronosporales, Peronosporaceae.